UCAUCACUAAAUGCGGCUUCAAAAAAAAAAAACUUGGUUACCUUAGAGAUGGGGGGAUCAAGCAGGUUUUUUUCUCUCUCUCUCACUCUUUAAUGCACACUUUCAGCAGUCACUAAUAACAACAACGACAACAAAAAAAAAUUGUAAAGGGCGCGUUUUCCCAGCCAAAAAAAGAAACUAAUUAGCUUUAUAAAAAAUGUUGUUCUAUUCCUUUUUUAAAACGUUGGUGGACCAACAAGUGACGGUUGAAUUAAAAAACGACUUGGCCAUUACAGGUGUAUUAAAGUCAGUGGAUCAGUUCUUGAAUAUUAAAUUAGAUGACAUUCAAGUGGUUGAUGAAGAAAGAUAUCCUCACAUGGCAUCCGUCAAGAAUUGCUUCAUUCGUGGCUCAGUGGUUCGCUAUGUAAAGUUACCUGUUCACGCUGUCGAUACUGCGCUUUUACAAGACGCUGCUAGAAGAGAGGCUGCUCAACCUUCUACUGCUCAACCCGCCAACGUCAAAGUCAAGUAAAAAAACACACAUACAUAUAUAUAUAUACGAGGGGAGAGAGGGAUUAUGCAAACUUUCCUAUGUAGUAAAAUAGUUAGUAUAUAAUAAAUGAUGUAUAACUAAUUUUUUUUUUAACACACACGUGCCCUUUUUGGGGUGAGAGUUUAUU
This is a messenger RNA of Mucor mucedo, 659 nucleotides long. RefSeq lists its product as uncharacterized. Gene Ontology annotation, biological process: mRNA splicing, via spliceosome. The record is from RefSeq and is a predicted model, not a curated record. The transcript is spliced from 3 exons. Gene Ontology annotation, molecular function: RNA binding. The coding region runs from base 197 to 511 and encodes 104 amino acids. Lineage: Eukaryota; Fungi; Mucoromycota; Mucoromycetes; Mucorales; Mucoraceae. Gene Ontology annotation, cellular component: U4/U6 x U5 tri-snRNP complex; precatalytic spliceosome; P-body.